Messenger RNA from Nematolebias whitei (Rio pearlfish), 1200 nucleotides. RefSeq names its product activator of 90 kDa heat shock protein ATPase homolog 1. Gene Ontology annotation, biological process: positive regulation of ATP-dependent activity; protein folding. Gene Ontology annotation, cellular component: cytosol. Gene Ontology annotation, molecular function: protein-folding chaperone binding; ATPase activator activity. The record is from RefSeq and is a predicted model, not a curated record. Bases 136 to 1155 code for a protein of 339 amino acids. The transcript has 9 exons. Lineage: Eukaryota; Metazoa; Chordata; Actinopteri; Cyprinodontiformes; Rivulidae.
UUCAGACUCUCUCUCUGCAGUGACGGGGUUUAAAACUCAGGGCUUCCUCAGAACUUGAAGGCAACAGAAAGUCUGGAUCUUCAGCCUGCAUUGAUCAAAAAUUAAUGAUAAGUGAUCAGAAAUCAGAAACCAGCCAUGGCCAAAUGGGGAGAAGGGGAUCCUCGCUGGAUUGUUGAGGAGAGAGCCGAUGCCACCAACGUCAACAACUGGCACUGGACAGAACGGGAUGUCUCUGCCUGGUCCUCAGAGCGUCUCCGUCAGCUUCUGCUCAGCGUCCAGGUGGAGGGACCCGAGGGGGCCUGUCAGCUGACCGACGUCAACAAACUGGAAGGAGAAGCUUCCAUCAACAACCGGAAGGGGAAACUCUUCUACUUCUUUGAGUGGCAGCUAAAGGCUAGCUGGCUAGGUACUUCCUGUAGUGGAGUGAAGUACCGAGGAACUCUUGAUGUGGCCAACUUGUCUGAUGAGAACGACGAGGACGACCUGGAUAUAUCAGUGUGUCUUUGUAAAGACCAGCCCAGCACACCACUCCUGGACCUAAUGAAGAGGUCUGGGAUUAAGGCGGUCCGCAGAGUUCUGGGAGAGUACGUCCGUGAGCUUAAAUCAGAUUUUAGUCAGGGGAUGAUCCUUCCCACCACUGAUGGACAGAAGCUUCCUGCACCUGAGCUGACCACGAAGAACCAGGUCAAAACCAGCAAAACCCAGAUUAGCACUAAUGUGAAGUGCUCGUCUGGCCCGGCUGCCUGUCCCUCGGGCGGUUGUAUCAAAACCUGCAGCUUUAGCUUGAAGGAAACGUUCCAAACAUCUGCUGAUGAGCUCUACAGAACCUUCAUCAACCAGGAGUUUGUGCAGGUGUUCACUCGCUCAGCAGCAACAGUGGACGGCCAGAGAGGGGGGAGGUUCCAGCUCCUGGACGGCAGCGUCAGCGGGGACUUCACAGAGCUGGUUCCAGACCAGAGGAUUGAGAUGAGGUGGCGCUUCAGGACGUGGCCCAGCGAGCACUACGCCACCAUCCGUCUGGAGCUGGAGGAUCAUGGAGAUGAGACCGAGCUGAAGAUGGAGUGUCGAGGAGCUCCUGCUGGUGAGGUGGAGACCACCAGGGAGGGCUGGAACCGGUUUUACUUCCAGGCCAUCAAGCAGACGUUUGGAUACUGAUGGAGAGCCGGACCUCCAGUACCUGGUUCAGGAUGAGACUUUAAA